AUGGAUAGAACGAAGUCAUCCCUUGUUCAGAUUCAGCCUCCAACAUAUGGAAACAUAAUCACCAUUCUCAGCAUCGAUGGAGGUGGCAUCAGAGGGAUCAUUCCUGCCACUAUCCUUGCCUAUCUAGAAUCUCAACUUCAGGAGCUGGAUGGAGAGGAUGCGAGACUUGCAGAUUACUUCGAUGUGAUGGCAGGAACGAGCACUGGUGGCCUCGUGACUGCAAUGUUAACUGCUCCGGAUAAAAAUAACCGUCCACUUUAUGCUGCCAAAGAUAUCAAGACUUUUUACCUAGAGCAUUCUCCUAAGAUUUUCCCACAAAAGAGGGGCAUAUGUGGAAAAAUUAGGAAUGUGUUAAAGUCAUUAACAGGACCAAAAUAUAAUGGGAAGUACCUUCACAGGCUUAUAAGGGAAAAACUAGGAGACACACUGUUGCAUGACACCUUGACCACGGUUGUUAUUCCAACUUUUGAUAUUAAGCAUUUGCAGCCAACCAUUUUCUCUUCCUAUGAGGCCAAAAACUACCCAUGUUUGGAUGCUCGAUUAUCCGAUAUCUGUAUAAGCACUUCUGCAGCUCCAACUUAUCUACCGGCUCAUCACUUCAAGAAUGAAGACAAACAAGGAAAAGUUCGUGAAUUCAAUCUCAUAGAUGGUGGAGUUGCUGCAAAUAACCCGGCUCUACUUGCCAUAAGCCAAGUAACCAACCAGGUGUUCGACGAAAAUGCAGAUUUCUUUCCCGUUAAGGCCAUGGACUAUGGCCGGUUUCUGGUGAUAUCAAUUGGCACUGGGUCAUCAAAGAUUGAGCAUAAGUACAAUGCUAAAAUGGCAGCCAAAUGGGGAAUUUUGGGUUGGUUACUCCACGGAGGCUCCACUCCAUUAGUGGAUGUGUUUACUCAAGCAAGUGCUGAUAUGGUUGAUUUCCACAUUUCCGUAGUUUUCCAAGCUCUCCAUUCUGAAGAUAACUAUCUUCGAAUUCAAGACGACACAUUAACUGGAACAGAUGCUUCGGUUGAUGUUGCAACGAAAGAGAAUUUGGAGAAACUUGUGAAAGUUGGCGAAGGGCUACUGAAGAAACCGGUUUCAACGGUGAAUCUUGGAACAGGUCUUAGUGUGCCAGUUGAAAAUGGUGGCACAAAUGGGGAGGCUCUGAAAAAGUUUGCAAAGUUACUUUCGGAUGAAAGAAGAGUCCGUGAGUUAAAAUCACCAAGCAUCAACACCGGCUCAAAGUAGCUGUACUUGUUUGAAGGAUAAAUAAACUGUAAUUUCUUUUAGGUCAGAAUGAUGUAAUUCUAUAUAAUCUUUAUUAAUUCUUUGCAUAUCCAUAUAUGUUAGGUAUGCUGUAUGUACUGACAUGAUGUAAGGAUUGAUGCUGAAAGUUUACGGUUAUAAUUAAAAAUACAUUUUCGGGUCCUCAGGCACUAAAUUUAUAAGCCAUUAAAUAUGGUAAAAAUGGUAGUUUAAUUAAAGGCAUAUGUUUCAUUUUGCAAGUCAAUUUCUGCCCUCUGCCCAAUAAACAAGGGCUACUCCAAACCGAACUCUCCACAAGAACAAUCAAAGUUGCCUUCUCCUUCAACCAAGGGUAGUUCAAUAUAAUUUGAGGCUUUAAGCGAAAAAUAUAAAAGUGACCUAACAAAAAAAAAAAAAAAAAAACGAAGAUAAAAGUUAAAAUAAGAAUAUGGAAAGUUUUACAAAAUCUGCCCAAAAAAAAUAAUAAAUAAAAAUAAAUAAAUAAAUAAAUUGUGAAUGAGCUGAGAAAGAAAGAGAAAAAAAAUAGUUAAAAUAAAGAUAGAAAUCUUUUGGCCCCUAUUAAAUCUCUAUUAGUUAGGGUAGAA
Molecule: messenger RNA, 1829 nt
Organism: Cornus florida
Lineage: Eukaryota; Viridiplantae; Streptophyta; Magnoliopsida; Cornales; Cornaceae
Product: patatin-like protein 2
Exons: 7
Coding region: 1-1227 (408 amino acids)
Biological process (GO): lipid metabolic process
Molecular function (GO): monoacylglycerol lipase activity; glycerophospholipase activity
Source: RefSeq, a predicted model, not a curated record